UUCUCCUUUGUUUCGCGUGUACUCCACGCGCCGCCGUGAGUCCCUCUGGCUCCGCUGCUUCAAACCUCACAUCCGUCGCUAUGUCUUCUUCUUCUUCUUCUUCUUCUUCCUCCAUACGAGCUCGUGUCACUAUCGUCGCUCUCCUCUCAGUCACCACCUUGUACUGUUUCUACCAGUACCGUCGCUUGAAACGUCUCAGAAACCUCUCCUUAAAUCCUAAAUCCUCAUCCAACUCCACCAGAGGCAAGAUCUUUUUCAUCUCUGAAACCGGAACAGCGAAAACCCUAGCUCACCGGCUCCAUAGGCUCAGUGCAUCGAGCGACGUUGCCUUUGAUCUCGUCGAUCCUCGGAGCUAUGAACCCGAAGAUCUCUCCAAGGAAACCUUAGUGAUUACUAUUGCGUCGACUUGGGCGGGCGGGAAAUCACCUGGCAACGGAGAGUUUAUAGUUAAUUGGUUGUCGGAGAGCGCUGAUGAUUUCCGCGUCGGGUCGCUUUUGCUCUCAAAUUGCAAGUUCGCAGUUUUCGGCGUCGGAAGCCGCGCGUACGGCGAGACGUACAAUGCCGUAGCGAAGGAAUGGUCGAAGCGGAUGAGAGAAUUGGGAGGCUCCGAGAUUUUUCCGGUGGGAGAAGGUGAUGUUGACGACGGUGAAUUGGAUAGAGUUUUUGAUGAUUGGUGCAAUGGAGUGAUUAGGUUUCUGAAGGGAGGUUCUGUUCAAUCAACAAAUGGGGUUUCGCAGAAUGGAGCUUUAGAGAGUGAUGGCGAGAUUAUUGAGUCUUCAGGUGACGAGUAUGAAGAUAAUGAUAUGGAGGCCGAGGUUGUCGAUGUUGAAGACAUUGCCGGAAAAGCUCCUUCGAAGAGAAACGGUUCCGUAAAUGUCACUCAAAUGAAUGGGAAGAAAGAAAUGGUGACCCCUGUGAUCAGAGCAAGCUUGCAGAAGCAGGGGUACAAGAUCAUUGGUUCACAUAGUGGUGUUAAGAUAUGUAGAUGGACAAAGUCCCAGCUUAGAGGCCGGGGAGGUUGCUACAAGCAUUCAUUUUAUGGCAUUGAGAGUCACAGAUGCAUGGAAGCAACACCCAGUUUGGCGUGUGCAAACAAAUGUGUUUUUUGUUGGAGGCAUCACACGAAUCCUGUAGGAAAAAGCUGGCAGUGGAAGAUGGAUGACCCUUCGGAGAUUGUAAAGACUGCUCUGGAGCUUCAUACAAAAAUGAUUAAACAGAUGAAAGGAGUUCCAGGUGUUACAACGGAGAGAUUAACGGAAGGCCUCUCUCCAAGGCAUUGUGCAUUAUCUCUUGUUGGUGAGCCAAUUAUGUAUCCAGAAAUCAAUGCCCUCGUAGAUGAACUACAUCAAAGACGAAUUUCUACAUUUCUAGUGACUAAUGCACAAUUCCCUGAGAGGAUUAAGAUGUUGAAGCCUAUCACCCAGUUAUAUGUAAGUGUAGAUGCUGCAACAAAAGAUAGCCUGAAGGCCAUUGAUAGGCCUCUCUUUGGAGACUUCUGGGAGCGAUUCAUCGGUUCCCUGAAAUCUCUUCAAGAGAAAAAGCAGCGAACUGUAUACCGUUUGACCCUUGUCAAAGGCUGGAACACGGAGGACAUAGAUGCGUAUUUCAAUCUCUUUAACGUUGGAAAACCUGAUUUUAUCGAGAUCAAAGGUGUCACGUACUGUGGAUCCUCUGCAACAUCAAAGUUAACAAUGGAGAAUGUACCAUGGCAUUCAGAUGUCAAAGCUUUCUCCGAGGCUUUAGCUAGCAAGAGUGGAGGAGAAUACCAAGUUGCCUGCGAGCAUGCCCAUUCUUGUUGUGUUCUUCUGGCCAAAACUGAUAAGUUCAAAGUGAAUGGACAAUGGUUCACUUGGAUAGACUAUGAAAAGUUCCACAAUCUGGUGGCUUCGGGAAAACCAUUCACUAGCGAGGAUUACAUGGCUCCUACACCGUCUUGGGCAGUCUACGGGGCAGAGGAAGGUGGAUUUGACCCUGAGCAGGCUCGGUACAAGAAGGAACGUCAUCACCACCAGAAACCGCAGACUGUUUCAGGUUAAAACAAGGUUAAGAAAGUAGACAUCAGCCCGAACUUUUCCAAACAUGAACCCUCACAGUUUUGUUGCCUCAUUUCACAUUGUAGCCUAAUGUGUUCUCAUGAUUUUCCUUGAAUGGAUGGAAAGCAGGAGUUGAGGGUGAUGAACUUGAUGGAUGUUUGAAAUUCUUUUUAUGUGCUAUCUUCCAACUUUUGGAUUUUUUUUUUUUAAAAUGGGAAAAUUUGUGUUUCGAUACACAAUUUGUUU
Messenger RNA from Tarenaya hassleriana, 2279 nucleotides. RefSeq names its product S-adenosyl-L-methionine-dependent tRNA 4-demethylwyosine synthase. Gene Ontology annotation, biological process: wybutosine biosynthetic process. Lineage: Eukaryota; Viridiplantae; Streptophyta; Magnoliopsida; Brassicales; Cleomaceae. Gene Ontology annotation, molecular function: FMN binding; catalytic activity; 4 iron, 4 sulfur cluster binding. The record is from RefSeq and is a predicted model, not a curated record. Bases 81 to 2036 code for a protein of 651 amino acids. The transcript is spliced from 9 exons.